AUGGCGGAUCUUCUCCUUCAGACGCACAAGGCUCCUAGCCUCUAUGGUGCAGAGACCAAAGCGUCAACUACUCCCGAAAAAAAAACAGAGAAGCUGUCACCUUAUCAAUGCGGAUGUCGCACACUUCAAAAGGCUGUCUCGAGAACCUUGAGGGAUGUCAACAACGCCAUUUUGUACUGGAAGGACGGUCUGACCCCUGAGGAACGUGAGUGCAUGUUUCUACGGGACCAGAGGAAGGGCGUUCUUUCUCUGCGCUUGAAGACUGCCGAAAAAUAUGCAGAUUGGAAAGCUGCUGCUUCGGAACUUGAUACACUGGACGGUAACGACAAGUGGAAGAAUGAUGCAGUAGCUGGCGCAUACGACUUUCUUCUCAUCCAGGAGCGCUUGCGUGCGCUUGACGAAGCCCGACUGACUGGCGACGUUCGGACCAUGAUGUACCUUAUUCGAACAGAGCUGAGUCGAGAUCUAGGAGGCAUGGACAACGUUGACUUGUACCGCCAUUGCCACGUUGGCACCAAGAAGCUCAUAGAGCGCUACGUCGACUCGGCUAUUCAAACCAUCGAUGCUCUGGUCGCUCAGAGCGCAGUCAAGACCCACCACACAUUGCACGUCCGAGACCUCCUGGAAGCCAUGUUGUAUUCGCGACAGAGUUUUGGUCGCAGUGCCUUGUUGCUUUCGGGGGGCGGCACCUUUGGCAUGACGCACAUCGGGGUAUUGAAGGCGCUGUUCGAACACCAGCUCCUCCCGCGCAUCAUAUCUGGUGCCAGUGCAGGCAGUAUUGUCUGCGCCGUCAUGUGCACGAAAACAGACGAGGAGAUACCCGAGCUCAUCAGGGACUUUCCAUACGGCGACCUGGCCGUAUUCGAAGCAGAGGACAGCAAAGUCGGCGUGCUUGGCCACCUGCGACGCUUGUUGACCGAAGGCAGCUGGUCAAACAUUGAAAAUCUCACCAGAGUAAUGCGCGGCAUGAUGGGAGACAUGACUUUCCAGGAAGCGUACAACCGAACCCGCCGCAUCCUCAACAUUUGCGUUUCCACGUCGUCCAUCUACGAGCUUCCCCGGCUGCUCAACUAUGUUACUGCGCCCAACGUCAUGAUUUGGUCCGCAGUCGCUGCGUCGUGCUCUCUUCCUCUGGUCUACACCUCCUCGCCGUUACUGGUCAAAGACCCCAUCACUGGCGGGCAUCACCCAUGGACACCAACUCCGCAGCACUUUAUCGACGGCUCUGUCGACAACGAUCUCCCCAUGACUCGCUUGGCUGAAAUGUUCAACGUGAAUCACUUCAUCGUCUGCCAAGUCAAUCCUCACGUUGUCCCGUUCUUGUCGAAAGAUGACGUCUUGUCGCAAGAACACAGAACGCAGAAAUCCCCCGCUUCGCACUCAGACGAUCUGGACUGGGCGUACACGCUGAGUACCUUGGCAAGGGACGAAGCACUGCACCGACUUCACUUUCUGGCCGAGCUGGGCAUAUUUCCCAACCUCAUGACCAAGUGUAGGGCAAUACUGAGUCAAAAGUAUUCGGGGGACAUAACCAUCCUGCCCGAAAUCGCCAUGAAUGAUUUGCCGAAGCUUCUCAGCAACCCUACCGUGGAUUUCAUGUUGCGAUCGUGCGUGGCGGGUGAAAGGGCAACCUGGCCGCGACUAAGCCGCAUUCGCGACCGAUGUGCCAUUGAGCUUGCCCUGGACCGCGCCGUCCAUAGUCUCCGAACUCGCGUCGUCUUUUCCGAAAGUCAGCGGAACCUGCGCGCGCUGAGCACGGGCAUGGGAUACAUGCAAACCAACAUGAUGCCUGCGAUUACCUUGCGGUCACCACCUGUUGUUGCUGGGUACGCCGUGGCUGGUGCAGGUCAAGUCCGCAGGCGCCGUCGGUCCGGUGGCAGCGUGCAAGCCUUGUGCGACGCGCGGCUGGGCUUCGACAUGGCGGUCACAGACGAGGACACUGCCGCCGAGGAGCGCGAUGAGUUGCUGUCGCGAAGCCAAACCGGAGUCAGCGGCUCCUCCUCGGGGUCUCACCGCAAGCCACGACUAAAACGAUCAAGCAGGAGCGUAAUCAACGUGUCCCAACACAAGGCGCUGCCCACCACAGCUGCUUCUGGGCAAGAUAUACGCGCCGUCCCGGAGUUCAACUUUUCGCGGCCGCUCUCACGAGCCGGAAGCAAGAUCGGGCCCCUGCGACGCAGCACAAGCAGGGACGGCCGGCUGCAAGCAGCAGCAGCAGCAGCAGCAGCAGCAGCGCCAACCGUGUGGGCGGAGCGGAUUUCCGCCCUGGUCCGAGGGGAAGCGACCUCUCCUACGGAUGAUGUGGAAACCAGCGAGCAAGGUCACUCGAGCGAUGCGGACGCAGAGUUGGCAACAGAGGAAAGUGACCCGGAUCCAUACGACACAUCCUCAUGGGAUCUCUUUAUGGACAAGGGACGGCGGAAGGAGAGUAGGGGGGCCAGGCCAAGAAAUGCCUAA
Ustilaginoidea virens is the source of this 2457-nucleotide messenger RNA. RefSeq lists its product as uncharacterized. Bases 1 to 2457 code for a protein of 818 amino acids. The record is from RefSeq and is a predicted model, not a curated record. Gene Ontology annotation, biological process: lipid metabolic process. Gene Ontology annotation, molecular function: triacylglycerol lipase activity. NCBI's taxonomy places the organism in Eukaryota, Fungi, Ascomycota, Sordariomycetes, Hypocreales, Clavicipitaceae. The transcript has 2 exons.